AUGUAUCAAUAGGGAAACAACUAUGAUUUUAAGAUAAUUUUAGGGAGAGUGAAGGAGAAGAAUAUGCGUUUGAGAUUGUGGUACAGUUAGACGAAGGGUGAAGAUUAUGAGAUAGUGAUCAAAUUAAAGGUGAAGAGCGACAUCGAUGUGAAGAGUGCCGAUAGUGAAUUCAAGGAGAGGUGUAAGAGUACUUACACUAUUCUAACAUCGUUUGUGAAAUAGAUUCGAGAUUUUUUGAAGCCCACAUUUGCACUCAGUUAUCAUGUAGAUGAACACUACGCAUACAUCACUUUUAAAUAUGCUAAUCAAAUUGAGUUGUAGGAGUUUAUGGAGAUCUGUUAAUUCAUUCGGGAGACAAUGGAAAGGUCGUAAGAAAGGGAAGAGGUGGAAUUAUAGAUUGAAAGAAGCAUAUCUAAUUGCUAUCUACCAAAUGAAUUUGGAAGUGCAAGGAAAAAGGCUGAAUUUCAAAAGGACAGCAUAAAGUUAUUGGAAAACCUAAAGUUGUGCAAACAGGAGAAUUUGCCUUUCUUUUUGUAAAAAAAAUAAUUGAGUCAAAUUUUAUUAUAUCUUUAAUUAUUAUAGAAGGCACAUGCAGAAGUCGAAAUAGACAAGGUGGAAUAUGAUGUGGGAUUUGCUCAACCCAGUAUAGAAUUGCCCUUCAAGUUUGCUAUCUAUGGGAAAUUGCAAAGAUUCGCUGAGCAAUAUUUGGAUGAUGGGAUUGAGUUGGCAAUCAAGGGACCUGGUUUGAGUGUGGAGAUUAAUUUCACUUACAAAGGGAGCAUCUUCUAAUUGAUUGACAAUGUUUUAAUUAUUAAACAAUGA
Paramecium tetraurelia is the source of this 822-nucleotide messenger RNA. RefSeq lists its product as uncharacterized. NCBI's taxonomy places the organism in Eukaryota, Ciliophora, Oligohymenophorea, Peniculida, Parameciidae. The transcript is spliced from 3 exons. The record is from RefSeq and is a predicted model, not a curated record.